Messenger RNA from Lutra lutra (Eurasian river otter), 1623 nucleotides. It is a transcript of the gene FCRL6, whose product is annotated as Fc receptor like 6. The record is from RefSeq and is a predicted model, not a curated record. Lineage: Eukaryota; Metazoa; Chordata; Mammalia; Carnivora; Mustelidae. Gene Ontology annotation, biological process: cell surface receptor signaling pathway. Gene Ontology annotation, molecular function: transmembrane signaling receptor activity.
AUGCCAGCAUUGUCCUCUCUGCCCGUGAAGCGCGCCAGUGUUUGUCUUCGCAUCCCCGGGCCUUGUCGGUUUGAGCUCAAGGUGCAGGCGCCGCCCGGGUCCAGCGAGCAGCGUGGGGACCCCCUGGAGGCGAGGUCGAGCGCGGCAGCCUCGUCGGCGCCUAGUUCUCAGCAGGUGCACCCAGAGCACGGGGCGCCCGCUGGCAUGGACAAGGCCAGUAAAAGCCCAGGUGGGGGGCAGGCUCCAGGGGCUCCAGGCUUCCUGGCCGGCUCCUUCUCUGCAGCUGACCCCCAUCAAGCCAUCCUACCUGCCAGCCACUACCAGCAUCCAGCUUCCAUGCCCUCAGCCCUGUUUACUCGUCACUUUGAAGCUGCAGAGGUGUUUUUCCGGAGGUUGUACCUCCGAACCUCGCCAAACCCCAUGUUUGAGGGCAACAUCCUGACUCUGCAGUGCCAAGGAUGGAGGAAGGUAGCUCUGUCCCUGGCCAAGUUCUACAAAGACGGGAAAUCACUCCAUGACCCAAAGGGCAAACGGUUUCUGCCCAUGGGGACAGCAACACUGGAAAGCAACGGCCAGUACAGCUGCACUGGGAAAGCAACCUUCCUCCCGCACCUAGGCACACAAAGGUCAGAUAUGACCACGUUUCAAGUCCAAGAGCUGUUCCCACCUCCAGUGCUGCACGCCGUCCCUUGUCCCGAGCUCCGUGAGAGGAGCCCGCCGACCCUGAGAUGCCAAACGGAGCUGCACCCCUAGAGGUCGGCCUCGAGUCUCCUCUUCUCCUUCCACAAAGAUGGCUGCACCUCACAGAACCAGGCCCACUCAGAGCUCUGCCUCCCAGAAACCUGGGAGGGAGCCUCUGGGCUUUACUGGUAUCAGGCCACCACGGAGGAACAGGUCCAGAAACAGAGCCCCCAGCUGGAGGUGAGGGUACAAGCUCCUGUGUCCCAGCCUAUGCUCACCCUGAGACCCAGGUCCACAGACCUUGCUGUGGGGGACGCAGUGGAGCUCCUCUGUGAGACCCAGAAUGGCUCCCCUCUGAUCCUGUACUCAUACCUGAACGGGAAGAUCCUGGGGAACCAGGGGGCUCCCCAUGGAAGAGCCGCCACCUUCCCCUUCACUGUGGCGUCAGAGCAGGAUGCUGGGGACUACUCUUGCCAGGCCACGAACGAUGUCUGCAAGGAGACAAGUGAGCCCAGGACGCUCUCCCUAGAUGCCUCCUUUGGGCCACACAGUCCCCCCGAUGCCAGCCAUUCUGCCUCCUCCAUGCCCGUCUGGGAUGCAUUUCUGAAUUCCAUCCUCAGUGCUCGUGGUCACCCCACCUCACCCCUGGGUCCUCGGGGCUUGUCUGCCAUCACCAGCAGCCCCUGGCUGGUUCCUUGUCUAUCUGCGAGCCUGCCUGGUGUGCUGGUCGUUGCCACUGCACUUGUGGCUUACUUCAGACCCUGGGGAAAAACCGGGAAGUCCGGGGCCUGGGUUGAGGUAGCUGACUACCGUCGACAUUACCGAUCUACCACCACCACAAUUAUCCCUGUCAUCUCUGUCCCCACCACAAACACCACUGUGACCACCAUAAUGACGGUCUUCAACAUCGUCUCCCCCACACCACCCCUGCUGCCACCCUAA